Molecule: messenger RNA, 396 nt
Organism: Miscanthus lutarioriparius
Lineage: Eukaryota; Viridiplantae; Streptophyta; Magnoliopsida; Poales; Poaceae
Source: the annotation of a GenBank genome assembly
AUGCCCAUAGAUCUAAACACUCUUUCAGAUCCUCAUGGAGAGGUCCUACUUGAUCUCAAUGAACAGCCUCCGUAUGAGCAAGAAGAUGAAAUCAUGAGUCUCCAGCAAGAUCAACUUUAUGAAGAUGAAGCCCAUCUCCAAGAUCAACAUGGACACCUCUUACCUGAUCUCAAUGAAAACCCUGUGUAUGAGCAAGAAGAUGAAAUCGCUCGUCUCCAGGAAGAUCAACUUUAUGAAGAUGAAGCCCAUCUCCAAGGCAUGAUGGAAGACAUGCAUGACUAUGGUGUUUACGCUCAUGCUGUGGACAUAGUCUUCGAUGAAGAGGAGUUGGAGGGCUCGAUGUCGAAGAAGAUCACCAUGCAAAUGAAAACAAUGCACAUCAGUCUAGAAAUUUGA